CCGGGCAGAAAAAGACUAAUAUGACUAACGGAGCCUGGAUGCGUGGUACCUUUAUUUGGAUCUACAGGAAUGUAGGCUCUAGCAGUUCUGCAGCUCUACCAGCCUCUUGCCUGACACUGGAACUGCUGCUCACAAAGUAGAAUCCUGCUGCUCCUUGGUAGGAAGGAUAGAGAAAGAACAUGGCCUGCAUUUUGAAGAGAAAGUCCAUUGUUGCUGUAAGUUUCAUUGCAGCAUUCCUCUGUCUGAUCAUUGUUCGUCUCACAAAUGAAGUAACUUUCCCUUUGAUCCUUAACUGCUUUGGACAAACCAGAGUCAAGUGGAUCCCAUUUUCUAAUGGCCAAAGGCAGCCUCUGAAAACUCAUUAUGGAUAUAUAAAUGUGAAAACACAGGAGCCUCUACAGCUUGACUGUGACCUCUGUGCUGUUGUUUCAAACUCGGGACAGAUGGCUGGCCAGAGGGUGGGCACUGAGAUAGACAAGUCCUCCUGCAUAUGGAGGAUGAACAAUGCUCCCACAAAGGGCUAUGAGGAAGAUGUUGGGAAGAGGACAACUGUAAGAGUGGUCUCUCACACAAGUGUGCCUCUCCUGCUCAAGAACCCCGAGUACUUUUUCAAAGAAACCAACAACACCGUUUACGUGGUCUGGGGUCCUUUUCGAAACAUGAGGAGGGAUGGCAAUGGCAUUGUGUACAACAUGCUGAAGAAAACGGUUGACAGCUUCCCAGCUGCCAAAAUCUACGUGACAACGGAGAAGCGCAUGAGCUACUGCGAUGCCGUGUUUAAGAAGGAGACAGGGAAGGACCGGUAA
Sturnus vulgaris (Common starling) is the source of this 806-nucleotide messenger RNA. The record is from RefSeq and is a predicted model, not a curated record. NCBI's taxonomy places the organism in Eukaryota, Metazoa, Chordata, Aves, Passeriformes, Sturnidae.